Messenger RNA from Pan troglodytes (chimpanzee), 7202 nucleotides. RefSeq names its product solute carrier organic anion transporter family member 1C1 (gene SLCO1C1). The transcript has 16 exons. Gene Ontology annotation, biological process: sodium-independent organic anion transport; bile acid and bile salt transport; transmembrane transport. Gene Ontology annotation, molecular function: bile acid transmembrane transporter activity; protein binding. NCBI's taxonomy places the organism in Eukaryota, Metazoa, Chordata, Mammalia, Primates, Hominidae. Bases 4270 to 6459 code for a protein of 729 amino acids. The record is from RefSeq and is a predicted model, not a curated record. Gene Ontology annotation, cellular component: basolateral plasma membrane.
AUCUAAUAGCUUAAUUCUACUAGAAAUUAAUCUACUUAUGUAUAACAUAGAAUUAUAAAAACUUUAUAGAGAGGGUCUGAACUGAUCAUAUUAACAGAAAUUUUUCAAAAUGGUUAAGAAUCAUCCUUAUACAAUAACUACUUUCUCAAUUUCUCUACUGUGCCACAAAAACCAAGCUGUGCAAAUAAAACCCAUUAGAGCUCUACCAAUCUAAAAGCAAUUGAAAAUUAGUAUAUUUUCUACAUUUUUUUCUUUAACCUUUGCAUUUGACUCAAAUGAGUUUAAGGAUUUUGUAUUUUUAAUCUUGUUUUUAUUAAAUCUGUUCUAGAAAUAAAUUUGUCAUCUCUGGAGAAUAGUCUCUAUUUUCAGACUAUUUGUUGGACUAAACCAAGGUUGCACUGGUAUUAUUUCAGUAAAACUUCAAAACCUUACCAAAAUCCUUUCAGAAUACUUUAAGAUUGAAUUACAUUUCAAUAAAUAUUAAUUACCCUAAGAAAGAAAAGAAAAUCAUAAUAUUUUUAUUCUCUCAUCCUUUUUUGUUUAUUAGUUGGAAUUCUAUGAAGAGAAAUUUGUCUUUACUCUGUAAUAACUCUAAGGAAAGAAUGGAAUAGAAAAGCUAGGAUAAACACACAAUUUCUCCCUAAAUACCACUAGUUUUAAACCUAUUAAUAUUUAAGUUGUGUUUAGAAUUACUCCAAAGUGACCAUGUGAUGUUUUAAUAGUGUUUUUAACUCAUAAAUUUUGUGAUUUUGUAUGUUUCAACCAUUACAAUUAUUCUUACCGAUGCUCAAGCUUUCCUAUAUUUGAUUAGCAGAAACCUGUUCAGGCUGGCUUCUGAAUCCUAUUGGCACAAUGUAGUCUUCAAGGCAUCCCAGCUCUUUUUUAUGACAAGAUAUUCCAGGCCUAUCUUAUAUCUUUACACCUGGUAUUAGUCACAUAUCAAGGAUCCAUGGUGCUUUUAUUUAUGGUGCUAGUUGCACUUAUUACUACUUAGUUGAUCAUUGUUUCUAGACCUUUUCAGUGGAGAGAGCUAAUACACACACACGUAGAUAUCUAUAUCUAUCUAUGUCUAUAUCUGUAUCUACAUAUCUCCUGUAUGUAUGUAUGCAUUUUUCCAGACUGAAAAACUCAACUCAAAUUUGGGUAUACAAAAUAUUCCCUAACCUCAUUGGAUCUUAUAUUAUAGAUUAUAUUUAAAGCCAUGACACCAGAUAAGGUCAUUAAGGAAGUAAAUAUAGACAGCAAAGAAGAUAUUCCACAGACUGAAUUUUGGAAUAUUCCAGCAAUGAAGACUAAGAGCAAAUGACCACUGAAGUAGGAAGAAAACCAGGGGUGUGUGGUGAAACCAAGUGAAUAAAAUGUAUCAAAGAGAAGGGCACAUUAAUGACAUACAAUUCUGCUAAUACAUCAAUUAAAAUGAGGUCUGGAUAUUGAUCACUGGAUUUAUUACUGUGAAUGUCUUUAAUGUUAUUGAUGAAAAUAUUUGCAUUGGAGUGGUAAAGGCAAAACCUGAUUAGAGUUGGUGAAAAAUGAACUGGAGGAGAGGAAAUAUAUACAAGGAAUGUGACUAAAGUUUGGGCUUAGAAACAUGGACUGUAGGAGCAAGAAGGAAGACAGCUAAUAGCAAUGUACAUUUGGGUAGAGAGUAGAUGUCAUGAGGACAGAGUAUAAUAUUUCUCCUGAUAUUUCUGUUUUGUUAGUGAAUUUCCUAGACAAGAUCAUCAGCUAAUAAUCAGGGUGCAGCCAGAAAUGAAGAUUUGAGAGAGGUAAAGUGAUUGGGUCAUUAAAAAGUAUUACGUCUAGCAAUGCCUCUAUGACUCAGUGAGUUAAGUGGUUAUAAAUAUAAAAUAAGCCCUAAGGGCAUGUUACUGAGUUGUUCUUCAAUUACUUAAAACAGUACGGAUGCAAAUACUAAGAAGAAAGAAAGUGGAUUUAACUGAGGUGAGCUUUGCCUGGGAAGAUCAAUAAAUUGAAAGAGAAACAGGAGAAUUGAGGGUAUACAGAAGGAAGUGAUUAAAAUAAUUGCAUGAAAAAAUUCAAGUAAGGAGGAAAAUGCAAAUAUGAGUGUCCUGGCUUGAAUUGUGUCUCCCAAAAAGAUAUGAGGAAGUCCUAACCCCCUGUACCUGUGAAUGUCACUUUUCCUGAAAAGAGAGUCUUAGCAGACCUUAUCAAGUUAAGAUGAGGUCAUGAGUGUGGUCCCCAGUCAAAGAUGACUAGCGUUUAUUUAAGAACAGAGGACAGAGACAUAACGGGAGAAGAUGGCCAUGUGGUAACAGAAGCAGCUGUUGGAGUGAUACACCUAUAAAACAAGGAGUUCAGGCUGUCAGCAAACACCAGGAGGUGGAAGAGGUAAGGAGGAUUCUUCCCUACAGGUCUCAGAGGGAGCAUGGCUCUGCUGACACCUUGAUUUUUGAUUUCUGGCCUCCAAAAGUGUGAGACAAUAAAGUUCUGUUUUAGGUCACUCAGCUUGUAGACUUUGUUAGUGCAGUCUUAGGAAAUGCAUUCAUUUAUAUGUUGUCUGUGGUUAAUUUAACACCAGAAUGGCAGAGGUGAGUGGUUGUGAUAGAGAUUGCAUGGUCCUACAAAACCUAAAAUAUUUCUUAUUUGUCCCUUUAUAGAAGUUUGUUAACUCCCUCAUCUAGAGUUUGGAAAUGGGAAUGAAAGGCUGAAGUAGGCUACAAUCCAAUGCAAGGUUGCACAUAAGAAGCUCUGAAUAAGUGUAAAAAUUAUGUGCAUUCAAAACAAUAACAUUAACUGUGGACUCUGGAAAUAAGAAAAGGAAUCGUGUUGGAGAGUGAGACUGAGCCAGUUGGGAAUAGACAAAAUUACAUUCUCAGGGGAGAAUUUCAUUUCUUGGUGAGGAAUAUUAUGCCCUUUGGGCUGGUAAAUACUAUCUCCUCUUGAAUAAAACAGUGGUCUGGCCACCUGUUAGACACUGAGAAGUCUAGACUAACACUCAAUGUAUUCGGAUGUUUGCUCACUAUUCUGAUGGAAAAGUCUGGUUUGAUUGUUAAAGUAAAAUAUUUGGCCUUUCAGAGUGUGAAAACACCAUUGCUUCAUUGCAAGGUUUAAUAUAAACCCAUUUUUCUUGCAUUUUCUUUUCUUUCUUUUGUAGUAAAAUGUGCUUGAAUAAUAUUAACUAUUCUGACCAUUAUGUGAACUAAAUAUAUAUAUAUAAAAUGAUCAUACCUUCCGCUCAUUUAUUUGCAACGUGCUUUUGAAUACAUUAUAUAAUUUAAUCCUUAAAACAGCCCUAUAAAUCUGUUUUUUUUAAACAAAAAAAUUCUGCUUUACAAAGGAAGAAGUUGAGACUCAAUAAAAUUAAGUGACCAUCCCAGAGUCUCAGCCACUUAAGAGUAGGGUGAAUCUUGGAUAAUUCUGGUAGCAAAUUUAUUUAUUGGUAGAAAAUAAAUGCAAACUACUACUGCUUAAGACCCUCUAAAGUUUUUCUCUUGGAAAAAGAAUUUAUUAGAAUUGUGGACUUUAUCAGUGCAAGGAUUUAUUUAUCCUUGGAAUUAGGCAGAAUAAACAAUUGAAUGCCAAAAAUUCAACGUGUUUCUUUUCUGUUUUCAAAACUCAUAGAAAUUGUAAAUAUGAGCAACUGAUCAUGUCUCUGAGAAUUAACUCUUUUUGUACAGAGCGCUGCAGAGCUUUGAUUGUGACCUGAUACUUGGUCCUUAAAGAUUCUACAACACCAAUGGAAAAGAAAACCAUGUAGCAAAUUAGCCCAAGAACCGUUAAAGACAAAACAAAACAAACCAAAACCAAAACACACAAACAAAGAAAACACAAGAAUCCCAGUGAUGUCCCUAAGGAAUAGUUGGCUUAAAAACUUUCUGGAAGGAGGAGGGGUCUCUGUUAUAAACUUCCGCCCUCCUCUGGCUUCUGUUCCCUUACCCUCUGCCCCCUGCGGAGUUGUGUUUUCUGGGAAUCAGCAAGUAAGAUCACAAGUGGUCUUUUCUUUUAUUCACUCUCUCCCAUAAAGAAAGCUUUAUCACGUGUGGCCUUAAACUUGCAGCAAAUUGCAAAGAAAUGGCUCAAAAGCUUCAGCUCUUUCUGUGCCCUGGGAGCUGAGAUGUACGUCAGUGGCCUUGCCAGCGUGGCCAAUUCUCUGCUGACUGCCAGAAAAAAGAGGCCAGGAAGAAAGAGGAAAGAGAAGAGAUCGCUCAGGGUCUGUGGUGUGUGGUCCAUCCUCUUGCUGAGCACAUUGAAAGGAACUGGCUAUCUUUGAUCUCUUCCUCCAGAUCAGAGUCAAGGAAUGUGUUUAUAAUGGACACUUCAUCCAAAGAAAAUAUCCAGUUGUUCUGCAAAACUUCAGUGCAACCUGUUGGAAGGCCUUCUUUUAAAACAGAAUAUCCCUCCUCAGAGGAAAAGCAACCAUGCUGUGGUGAACUAAAGGUGUUCUUGUGUGCCUUGUCUUUUGUUUACUUUGCCAAAGCAUUGGCAGAAGGCUAUCUGAAGAGCACCAUCACUCAGAUAGAGAGAAGGUUUGAUAUCCCUUCUUCACUGGUGGGAGUUAUUGAUGGUAGUUUUGAAAUUGGGAAUCUCUUAGUUAUAACAUUUGUUAGCUACUUUGGAGCCAAACUUCACAGGCCAAAAAUAAUUGGAGCAGGGUGUGUAAUCAUGGGAGUUGGAACACUGCUCAUUGCAAUGCCUCAGUUCUUCAUGGAGCAGUACAAAUAUGAGAGAUAUUCUCCUUCCUCCAAUUCUACUCUCAGCAUCUCUCCGUGUCUCCUAGAGUCAAGCAGUCAAUUACCAGUUUCAGUUAUGGAAAAAUCAAAAUCCAAAAUAAGUAACGAAUGUGAAGUGGACACUAGCUCUUCCAUGUGGAUUUAUGUUUUCCUGGGCAAUCUUCUUCGUGGAAUAGGAGAAACUCCCAUUCAGCCUUUGGGCAUUGCCUACCUGGAUGAUUUUGCCAGUGAAGACAAUGCAGCUUUCUAUAUUGGGUGUGUGCAGACGGUUGCAAUUAUAGGACCAAUCUUUGGUUUCCUGUUAGGCUCAUUAUGCGCCAAACUAUAUGUUGACAUUGGCUUUGUAAACCUAGAUCACAUAACCAUUACCCCAAAAGAUCCCCAGUGGGUAGGAGCCUGGUGGCUUGGCUAUCUAAUAGCAGGAAUCAUAAGUCUUCUUGCAGCUGUGCCUUUCUGGUAUUUACCAAAGAGUUUACCAAGAUCCCAAAGCAGAGAGGAUUCUAAUUCUUCCUCUGAGAAAUCCAAGUUUAUUAUAGAUGAUCACACAGACUACCAAACACCCCAGGGAGAAAAUGCAAAAAUAAUGGAAAUGGCAAGAGAUUUUCUUCCAUCACUGAAGAAUCUUUUUGGAAACCCAGUAUACUUCCUAUAUUUAUGUACAAGCACUGUUCAGUUCAAUUCUCUGUUCGGCAUGGUGACGUACAAACCAAAGUACAUUGAGCAGCAGUAUGGACAGUCAUCCUCCAGGGCCAACUUUGUGAUCGGGCUCAUCAACAUUCCAGCAGUGGCCCUUGGAAUAUUCUCUGGGGGGAUAGUUAUGAAAAAAUUCAGCAUCAGUGUGUGUGGAGCUGCAAAACUCUACUUGGGAUCAUCUGUCUUUGGUUACCUCCUAUUUCUUUCCCUGUUUGCACUGGGCUGUGAAAAUUCUGAUGUGGCAGGACUAACUGUCUCCUACCAAGGAACCAAACCUGUCUCUUAUCAUGAACGAGCUCUCUUUUCAGAUUGCAACUCAAGAUGCAAAUGUUCAGAGACAAAAUGGGAACCCAUGUGCGGUGAAAAUGGAAUCACAUAUGUAUCAGCUUGUCUUGCUGGUUGUCAAACCUCCAACAGGAGUGGAAAAAAUAUUAUAUUUUACAACUGCACUUGUGUGGGAAUUGCAGCUUCUAAAUCCGGAAAUUCCUCAGGCAUAGUGGGAAGAUGUCAGAAAGACAAUGGAUGUCCCCAAAUGUUUCUGUAUUUCCUUGUAAUUUCAGUCAUCACAUCCUAUACAUUAUCCCUAGGUGGCAUACCUGGAUACAUAUUACUUCUGAGGUGCAUUAAGCCACAGCUUAAGUCUUUUGCCUUGGGUAUCUACACAUUAGCAAUAAGAGUUCUUGGAAUCCCAGCUCCAGUGUAUUUUGGAGUUUUGAUUGAUACUUCAUGCCUCAAAUGGGGAUUUAAAAGAUGUGGAAGUAGAGGAUCAUGCAGAUUAUAUGAUUCAAAUGUCUUCAGGUACCAAAUCAAAAGCAUUCCCGCAUCUCACUGCUACAGCAUCCCAGAUUUACACAAUGCCACUGACACUAACAAGUUUUCAUGUCAUUUCACUGCUUGUAAGACAUAUAUAUCUGGGACUAACUGUGAUACUGGGCACAGUGUCAAUUCUCCUAAGCAUUGCAGUACUUUUCAUUUUAAAGAAAAAUUAUGUUUCAAAACACAGAAGUUUUAUAACCAAGAGAGAAAGAACAAUGGUGUCUACAAGAUUCCAAAAGGAAAAUUACACUACAAGUGAUCAUCUGCUACAACCCAACUACUGGCCAGGCAAGGAAACCCAACUUUAGAAACAUGAUGACUGGAAGUCAUGUCUUCUAAUUGGUGGACAUUUUGCAAACAAAUAAAUUGUAAUCAAAAGAGCUCUAAAUUUGUAAUUUCUUUCUCCUUUCAAAAAAUGUCUACUUUGUUUUGGUCCUAGGCAUUAGGUAAUAUAACUGAUAACAAAUAUACUGAAACAUAUAAUGGAAGAUGCAGAUGAUAAAACUAAUUUUGAACUUUUUAAUUUAUAUAAAUUAUUUUAUAUCAUUUACUUAUUUCACUUUAUUUUGCUUUGUGCUCAUUGAUAUAUAUUAGCUGUACUCCUAGAAGAACAAUUGUCUCUAUUGUCACACAUGGUUAUAUUUAAAGUAAUUUCUGAACUGUGUAAUGUGUCUAGAGUAAGCAAAUACUGCUAACAAUUAACUCAUACCUUGGGUUCCUUCAAGUAUUACUCCUAUAGUAUUUUCUCCCAUAGCUGUCUUCAUCUGUGUAUUUUAAUAAUGAUCUUAGGAUGGAGCAGAACAUGGAGAGGAAGAUUUCAUUUUAAGCUCCUCCUUUUCUUUGAAAUACAAUAAUUUAUAUAGAAAUGUGUAGCAGCAAAUUAUAUUGGGGAUUAGAAUUUUGAAUUAAUAGCUCUCCUACUAUUAAUUUACAUGUGCUUUUUGUGUGGCGCUAUAAGUGACUAUGGUUGUAAAGUAAUAAAAUUGAUUUUAACAUGCCCAA